AUGAAAGCCUCUCCCCAUUCCCGGGGGUCCCCAAUGUCCCAUUUGCCCCCCGAGGCCUCCUGCCCCGUGUGCCUGGAGCUGUUCCGUGACCCCGUGUCCAUCCACUGCGGCCACAACUUCUGCCGGGGCUGCAUCGAGCGCUGCUGGGAGUGGGCCACCGACACCUUCCCCUGCCCCCGGUGCCGGGAGACGGCGCCGGAACGGAGCCUCCGCCCCAGCCGGGAGCUCGCCAAGGUCCUCGACAUCGCCCGCAGGCUCGGCCUGGGCGGGGAAGGGGAGGAGGAGGAGGAAGAGGAAGGUUGUAGGAAGCACCGGGAGCCGCUCAGGGUGUUCUGCAAGGAGGAUGGAGCCGCGCUGUGCGGGGUCUGCAGAGAGUCCCGUGCCCACCGUGCCCACACCUUGGUGCCCCUGGGGGACGCUCGGGGGGAGUACGAGGCACAACUCCAGGCCCGGCUGCAAACCCUGAGGGAAGACAGGGACAAACUCCUGGAAUUCCGGGAGGCUGAAAUGAGGAGGAACUGGGAGUGUUUGGAAAAGACGGAAUCCGAGCGGCAGAGGAUCCUCUCCCACUUCCAAGGGCUCCGGGUGUCCCUGGAGGAUCACGCCCGGGGGCUCCUGGCCCGGCUCCGGGACCUGGAAAAGGAGCUGGAAAAGGAGCAGGAGGAAAACCUGACGAGCCUGACCCAGGAGAUUUCCCGGCUGGAAAACCGCAUCCAGGAGCUGGAGGAGAAGAGCCGGGAACCCACCAGGACCUUCCUGAGGGACAUCGGCAGCACCCUGAGCAGGCUCCAAAACGAACAUUUCCAGCUGCCCCCGUCGCCUCUUCCGGGGCUGGAAAAGAAAAUCGGCAAAUUCAGGGAGAAAAACCUGGUCCUGGAGGAGACCCUGAGGAGCUUCCAAGACAUCCUGAUGUUCGAGCUGCCCGAAAAGAGUAAGUUUGGAUCUCUGAGGAAUCAGGGAAUCCUCUCCUG
This is a messenger RNA of Neopelma chrysocephalum (saffron-crested tyrant-manakin), 971 nucleotides long. RefSeq names its product zinc finger protein RFP-like. NCBI's taxonomy places the organism in Eukaryota, Metazoa, Chordata, Aves, Passeriformes, Pipridae. The transcript has 6 exons. Gene Ontology annotation, molecular function: zinc ion binding. The record is from RefSeq and is a predicted model, not a curated record. The annotation marks the transcript as partial.